Molecule: messenger RNA, 1800 nt
Organism: Cladocopium goreaui
Lineage: Eukaryota; Dinophyceae; Suessiales; Symbiodiniaceae
Source: the annotation of a GenBank genome assembly
AUGCCUGGAAUGGAGCAGAUGAUGAGUGCCAUGAUGCAGCAGAUGAACCAGCCCGGCAUGAAGGAGAUGAUGGCUGCCAUGAUGGGACAGGCACCAGCCUCGCAGGUUCCGAAAGAUCCACCGGCUGAGAGUCGACCGGAGCCAAGGAAGGGAAGCUUCAAAGGUCGAGGCAAAGAUCUGGACGGCGACGACCUUGACGGACCCCCAAAUGGUGGCAAAGGCAAAGGCAAGAGUGAGUGCUUCAAGUGUGGUGGCUUUGGACACUUUGCACGCGAAUGCCCGGAAGGUGAUAGCAAAGGUAAAGGUGGGGGAAAAGGCAAAAGUGUGGAAUGCUUCAAGUGUGGUGGGCCACACUUUGCCCGUGAAUGUCCUGAGGGAGGAGGCAAGGGCGGCGGCGCCCCAAGCACCUUGGCCAGUUGGAUGAUCGACGACAUCAAAGAUCUCUGCGAGAGGUUCAACAUCGACGAUCGCUUGGAGCGACGGGUCAUGGAGCGAAUGGAGUCGCGUCAAGACACCUUCCGAGAGGACAUCAAAAGCCUGGGCGAGACGUUGGAAACGGCUCGAAGCCCUCCGGGUUUGCUGUCCGUGAAGUUGCGUGAGAUGGAGGACGGCACGUUUGUUCCCAAAGGAGGCAAGGGCAAAGGCAAAGGUCCUCCUCGAGGACCUGAGUUGAGCCCACCACGCGGAAGGCCGGGUGGUAGCCCACAGCGAUCCAGGUCACGCGAUAGCCGCAAAAAGACACGGAGGAGCCGUGACCGUCGCGACGGUCGCGACGACCGCCGCGAGGAGCGUCGCCGCGACGAUCGCUCCUCACGGUCGCGCUCGGGGAAGCGGCGCGGGGGGCCUCGGCGUUACCGCUCCUUCAGUUGUGACCUGUUUGAUGUUGGCUCGAGCUUUAACGCAUUGCCCGUUGACAUCAGUAUCAUCGAGGAGAUGGCCCGCGUUUUUGCCCUCGCAUUGCUGCUGGUGCCCUGCACGGGUGAGACCCCGGUCUGUGCCACGGUGGGUACAGGCUACAGCGACCUGGUGAACGGGGAGCAGCACACUACCACAGAUGAUGCCAAGGAAUGCCAGGACAAUUGCAAACGCACAGACAUUUGCGCUUUCUUUACGUGGUACCCAGAUACCAAAGGAUGCUGGCUUCAAAGUUCCACUGCCAUCAAGAAUGUGACCUUCGAUGGUGUGGUCAGCGGGCCUGUGAGGUGCCCCGGGGACGUCGAUGAGAUUGCGGUGGAGACGGUGGUGGACGAGGUGAAGAGUGGAAAAGUGGGAAAGGUGGUCGAGACCUUAAAUAGCAGCACCGGAGCGAGCUUCCCCUGGUGGGCCUGGGUGUUGAUCGGCUUGGGCAUCGCUUUUUGCGGCCUGUGCAUCUUGUCCUUCAUUUGCUGCAGCACCAGAAAGAAGUCUUCCAAGCGCUCUCAGAAGGUGUCUGCCAAGAAGGACGUUGAAGCAGCGGCACCAGCUGAAUCGGCCCCAUUGAUGACAGCGGCUCCGCAGGUCGCUGCUCCGGCGGGCUCUAUCCGAUCAAUGGGUGCUGCACCAGUCGCUUCUGGCUACGCUGGAUCUGGGGUCUACGGCGGAUCUCCGGUCUACACCGGCGCGCAGUACCAGUACCAGCCGGCACCAAUGACCUAUGCACAGGCGGCUCCAGUGGCCACUGGACCACAGGACUUGUUUACUCAGUUGGACACCAACGGUGACGGCGUGCUCUCCCCACAAGAGAUGGCAGCCAUGCAGGCUGGCCUCACGCGACCUGCAGUGCCUGCCGUGCCAGCAGGCUUCACCCAAGUGCCUCAAUGA